This is a messenger RNA of Pseudovirgaria hyperparasitica, 534 nucleotides long. RefSeq lists its product as uncharacterized. The coding region runs from base 64 to 279 and encodes 71 amino acids. The transcript is spliced from 2 exons. The record is from RefSeq and is a predicted model, not a curated record. Lineage: Eukaryota; Fungi; Ascomycota; Dothideomycetes; Acrospermales; Acrospermaceae.
UUUGCUUGUUCAUUUGCUUGCUUGCUUGCUUGCCAGCGUGUCGGUUGGCCCCUUUCUUGUGCCAUGUCCGUCUCGUAUCCUCGAUCGCGUCUCAACAUCAGGAUCAUCCUUGGGAUAUAUGGAUGCGGGCAACUUGUUUCUCCGAUUGGUGCAGAUGACGAGAUUCUAGAAGCGCAACCACCAGACCGGGGCUCUGACCGCUACUGUGCUGUUGCGCUUGGGCAAGUUUUGCUCUACUGUGGUAUGGUUGUUGUGGUUGGUGGUUCACCAGUUAGUUAGGUGGCUUGCGCUUCCUUUUGCCCCUCCCUCUCCCCUCACAAUAUGAAUCGGUAGGCAAAACUCAACCACAACGCUAAUUAAUCACUCUGCCAAAAACGUCACGAAUCAUCUUGUUAGCCUUACCAUUCUCCAAAUCCGUGCCGCAGCCUUCUCGCCAACCCUGCGACUUUGUGCCGAUUGCCAGUUUGACAUCACUCACCAUGGAGGCCGAAAUCCGCGCCCACAUUCCAAACAUCGACCCUAUCUUGACCGACU